This is a messenger RNA of Nicrophorus vespilloides, 845 nucleotides long. RefSeq names its product eukaryotic translation initiation factor 1A, X-chromosomal (gene eIF1A). The transcript has 4 exons. Lineage: Eukaryota; Metazoa; Arthropoda; Insecta; Coleoptera; Silphidae. Gene Ontology annotation, biological process: translational initiation. The record is from RefSeq and is a predicted model, not a curated record. The coding region runs from base 163 to 609 and encodes 148 amino acids. Gene Ontology annotation, molecular function: translation initiation factor activity; RNA binding. Gene Ontology annotation, cellular component: cytoplasm.
GCACGUAUUUGUUUGCAACCCUUUCGACACGAGCAUUUUCUCUUGUCGUUUUGUGCAGACGUCGGUCCAGAACUUUUGUACGACCGAUUCAUUUCACGAGGCCUCCCACGCAAGGAAAACCAAAUUUUCAGCGAAACUUCCUAAAGAACAACCCCGUUCAACAUGCCGAAGAAUAAGGGAAAGGGAGGUAAAAAUCGUCGUAGGGGAAAGAACGAGAACGAAACUGAAAAGCGUGAGUUGGUGUUCAAAGAGGAUGGACAGGAAUACGCACAAGUAACAAAAAUGUUGGGUAAUGGACGGUUGGAGGCUAUGUGCUUCGAUGGAGUCAAACGACUGUGUCACAUUCGUGGUAAACUUAGAAAGAAGGUGUGGAUCAAUCAAGGUGAUAUUAUUUUGAUUGGUUUGAGGGACUAUCAAGAUGCUAAAGCUGAUGUCAUCCUGAAAUACACGCCAGAUGAAGCGCGCAAUUUGAAGACAUAUGGUGAAUUCCCAGAGACUGUGCGCAUCAACGACACCGUUACAUUCGUUGAAGACGGCUUUGACGAGGACAUCGAAUUCGGCGACGAAAUCAGUUCAGCUGACGAAGCUGAUCCUGUCGAUGCCAUAUGAUGCUGUGUGAGUACAAUACCGUAUAAUAAUAUUCUUCAAAAAUUGUCUAAAACAAGUUUCCAACGUCAAAGCGAUCCCCAACUCGUAUCAAUAGAAAAUAAUAUUAUAUCCGAAAAAAACAAUAAUAGAAGAAAUAUAUAUGUUAUAUGAAACGUUGCUAAUGUUGGUGUCUUCCCAGAGAAAUCAGUAUUCGAAGGUACCAAAGUUUGGCAACAGUAUACAUAAAGUAGCUAGAA